CCCUGUCUUCCAACCUGUCUUUGCCCGUGUGAGCCGGUGAGCCCACGCCAAAGCAGCAACCACCACCUCCUCUCUCUCUCUCUCUCUCUCUCUCUCUACAGGAACGAGGAGUUGCUUGGUGCUGAUUUCUAUUUCCGGUUCCAAUUAAGCGCAGCAACGGCAGUGUUUUGGUUUUGGUUGCCUAAUUAAGCGCGGAGAGACGAGAGAAAAAGAGGAGGCGCCUUUACUGGAAAAGGCCUCGCCUUUCUCUUGAAUCUUGCCUCGCAUGCUUUCGGCUUCCCGCCCCUUGCAACUUUGGAACCAGAGGGAGGGAGAGUAGCAUCCGAGCCUCACCGUGUUGUUCUUCGAGGUGUUCUUGGUGGCGGCGGAGCAGGGGAGCCUCGCCUGGCCUCGCCUUGGCGCGUAAUCCGCCUCCGUCCGGGGAGAUGGAGGCGGCCGAACUCUUGGAGUAUGAACUGCAGAAAGAGGUCACUGGCAUCACGAUCAGAAACUACAUUAGCGGUUUGCAUCGCGAGUUUAAGAUGAAGCUAUGGGAGCAUCAGAACUGCAUUAGCACCUUGAACAAGAACUGGAAGGAAAAGGUUUCCGAGAUGGCGGUGCUGCGAGAUGAACUUAAUGGUAUCUUGGUUGUUGUAGCGGGUUCAGAAUUCGGUAUGCAUCCUCCUUCCCACGGUAGUCUGGAAAAAACAGAAGACCAUAACAUUCUGAAGACGAAAGAUGACAAUGAGCCUCAUGUAUUGGAGAAAGCUACUGAGUUGGGUGAGGCCAUGCUUGAGAUCCCAGAUUUUUCCCUCUUGAAGCACAUGCAAAGCGAAGAAAUCACGAAUUUUCUCAAGUCAGAAUGGCUAAAAUUGCGAAGACAGCAUGAGUCCGAACUGCAUGAGAAGACAGAAGAGCUGUUCAGAAUGAAAAGGGAGUAUGCAAAAGAUAAAGCUUCGUCGCCUCUUAGGAAAGAAAGAGAGCUUGAGUUCAUAAAAUCAAAGUUGCUUCAGACUAUUUCCAAACUGGAUGAGAUAGUCUCGAGGAAAGAGAACUCUUAUUUUGACCAUAAUGAGCAUGACGAGAUGUUCAGAUUGAAGGACAGGAUCGAUUCUUUACUUAAUGAAAAUGAACAUCUUCGAGGUUUGCUGGCCGAUAAAAGAGAGGAGGUGAAGCACCUCUCUUCUCAAGUACUGGGUGCAAAGAGCAAAACGGCUCAGCAUUCAUUGUCAGAGGCAAAACUCUUGAAUCUUAUUGAGAAGGUUAGAGAUGAACUUGAAGAUUUAAAGAUUGAGAGGCACUUGACCAAUUUAUUGGAUUCAUCUAUAUUCAGGGAAGUUUUUGAUAAUUAUGAGAAUCAGAUUUGUGAUAUGAAUCAGGAGGGGUCUUUCCUCAAAGAGUUGCUUAUAGAAAAAGAUGACCAGCUAAGUAUUAUAUAUGAAGAUAGACAGAAGCUCAAGUAUGAAAAUAACCAACUUGUAUCAAUUGCGGGGUCAACAUUAAUACAACACCAUGAUCAAGUCAACUUGGUUAACGAUGAGCUUUUGAUGUUUAGGGAGAAAGUAUGUGAGCAAGAACUGCUGAUAUUAGAGUCAAAGAGCGAGUAUAAUUCAAUGAAAAGAUGUUUGUACGAGGCUUUGCAGCAAAUCCAUGUAUGCAAGCAAGAAAUACAUGGGCUGACUGAAAACUUAACUUCUAUGUCUGUUGCUUUGGAGGAAGCCAAAGAACAGAACGCUUCACUUGACGCCACUAUUUGGGAAAUGAAGAAAACAUCAGCAGGAUGCAUUGACAGUCGUAGGGUACAAACUGGACACCUAGAGUUUGACCUUGCUAUUAUGGAGAAGUUGUCUAAAGCAUAUAGUGAUUUUGAAAGAAGAUUAUCUGAAACUAUGAAAAGAAAUGAAACAAGGUUGACUAGUAUAAUUUGUCAGUUUAACCCACUGGUGCAGCAAGUUGCUGUCUUAAAGAAAAAAGAAUUCUGGUAUAAGCAAAUACUCGAGAUUAAAUGUUCAAAUCUUCGGAAAGCUGAAGCCGAGGUUGACAUACUUGGCGAUGAGGUUGACACCCUUCUAAGUGUUCUGGGAAAAAUCUAUAUAGCACUUGAUCAUUAUUCUCCAGUUUUGAAGCAUUACCCUGGGGUUACAGAGAUUUUGAGGCUUGUGCAGAAGGUGUUGAAAGGAGAAAGCAUUUAGCUUCGUGCCACUCUGGGGAAAAUCUUAACGAUUUCUUGUUCAUAGAAACACUUGGACAAAAUCCUUAGAAGAGUUACAAAACUUCAGUAAUCUGUGCUGUGGGCAAACUUUUGUAUCGACUUACAGCAAAGAAGCUCGCUAACUUUUAGAGUAGUAUGUGCAGUCAAGGUAGCCAUGACUGUUCAAUUUCGAGAGUGACUGGCGUCAUCUUUGCUAGCUUCAUUUGUGCUAAUGUGCAGUUAUAGUUGAGUUAAGAUCACAAAUUUAAAAGGUCUUUGUUUGAUGGAGCAAUUGUCUUAGUGUACAGUAGCCAUGACUUUUAUUGGGUAGUGAAAAUGUAUUUGUAACAAUUGCAGUUUGUUACAGUUUAAAAUUUAUAAAGAUUCUUUGUUUGAUAGAAGGAAGUAUGAACAUUAAUACUACCGACGAGUGAUAAGUGCAGGUUUCUAUAGUAUCA
Molecule: messenger RNA, 2628 nt
Organism: Phragmites australis (common reed)
Lineage: Eukaryota; Viridiplantae; Streptophyta; Magnoliopsida; Poales; Poaceae
Product: WPP domain-associated protein-like
Exons: 5
Coding region: 426-2171 (581 amino acids)
Source: RefSeq, a predicted model, not a curated record